This is a messenger RNA of Blepharisma stoltei, 474 nucleotides long. Lineage: Eukaryota; Ciliophora; Heterotrichea; Heterotrichida; Blepharismidae. The record is from the annotation of a GenBank genome assembly.
AUGGAGUAUCAAAGCUAUUUCGAUGACUGGGAAUUUGAAAACCAAUGCAAAGGGUUCACUCAGCAUGAGCAAUUCGGCUCUUUUGUCAACCUUCUUUGCGAUAUGGAUCAAUAUUUGGAAUCUUCUAUUCCUUCAGACAUUUUAAAACUGGAUCCAGAAGACAUCCCUAUAUGCGAUCCUGUAAAAAUUGUACAAACUGACACAAAACCAAGUGAAAAUGACACAAAAUCGAGUGAAACAGCAGUAAAGUUGGACAUCACUCAAAUCCCACCGAAGGCAGAGAGGCUUUCUUUACAGCAAAGGAAGGAAAAAGUGGAGAAAUUCUUGGCUAAAAGACGAAAAAGGCCUUGGCAUAAAAAGUUUGACUACAGCGGAAGACGAAGAGUUGCUGAAAAAAGAUUAAGAAUCAAAGGGAGAUUUAUCUCCAAAGAGCAAGCAAAAGUGCUUGGAUUAGAUAAGAUCCAACCUUUCUAA